AUGCCGGUGGAAAACGUUAUAGACAGGGAUGCAGCGUUACGGACCAAAAACCUUAACAAUGAUUUGAAAGAUAUCUAUACGUUUACGAUGAAACACAAAAAAAUAAGGUGUGCAAACGAGAGAAAAGUGGCACUGGUGCCUUUCUGCUUUUUCUCUUCACAUUACUUUUCAUACCUUAACUUUCUCUUUUUUACACUUUUUUAUUUAAAAAAAAAUGGUAAAACAAUUUUUUCAUUUCCUUCGUCACUGUUGUUGUUGUCUGUGGCUGCGACGCCUAUCAUGCAGCUUGAAGAAUCAUUUUUCUUCAAAAAAAAAAUGAAGCUCACUUUCUAA
Molecule: messenger RNA, 333 nt
Organism: Trypanosoma brucei brucei TREU927
Lineage: Eukaryota; Euglenozoa; Kinetoplastea; Trypanosomatida; Trypanosomatidae
Exons: 1
Coding region: 1-333 (110 amino acids)
Source: RefSeq, a predicted model, not a curated record